Carcharodon carcharias (great white shark) is the source of this 1972-nucleotide messenger RNA. RefSeq names its product armadillo like helical domain containing 1 (gene armh1). The coding region runs from base 219 to 1445 and encodes 408 amino acids. NCBI's taxonomy places the organism in Eukaryota, Metazoa, Chordata, Chondrichthyes, Lamniformes, Lamnidae. The record is from RefSeq and is a predicted model, not a curated record. The transcript has 13 exons.
AAUUGUACAAAGCCAAUCGGUUUACCAUUUUCACGCUCUCCAGUCCACUGGCAUCACCCUUCAUCUAAGGAGGAUUGAAAGAUUAUGGCUAGUGCCACUGCAAUUUCCACCCUUACUGCCCUCAGUAUCCUUGGAUGCACCUCAACCAAGUGACUCAUCAACUUCAAGCUCAAAUGAAUAGUAAGAGAAGCGGAUGAGAGAUUAAUGAAAUUCAGAAAAUGGCUUCAUCAAAAGAAGAAGUGGAAAUUUCUAGACUUAUGGGUUUUCUACAGGAGUGGGACAAUGGUACCAGAGCUGUCCGACAUCGUAUAUUGAAUGACUUCAUAAAUACAAAUCAAGGUAAAACUGGUCCAGAACUGGAAUUACAGUUUGCACAAGGGGCCAGUUUGUUUCUCACAAGAUUGACAGCAUGGCUCAGAUUAACCUACAUGGUUGGUACCUGUGUAACUGAACAGUUACAAGCCAUUGGUGUAUUUUUAUCUGCAACAAGCGGACAUCGAUAUCUGAUAGAAGUUUUAGAAGUUGGUGGUAUUUUGACUUUUCUGGAAAUUCUGAAAUUAAAACAGUUGCAAGAAGAUAACAAACAAGAAGCAUUAAAAUUGCUUCAAAUUAUUGCGAGUGCUGGACGAAAAUACAAGGAAUUAAUCUGUGAAAGCUAUGGUGUGAGAAACGUUGCAGAAUGUUUGGCAAGUUCAAAAUUGGAAAAGACCCAAGAGCAGGCUCAGAUCUUGUUGGAAUUACUAGCCCAAGGCAACCCAAAGUAUCAACAACAAGUGUACAAAGGACUGAUUGCAUUAUUGCCAUGUACCUCCCCAAAGGUACAACAACUGGCUCUUCAAACACUGAGGACUCUACAGACGCUUGUGAAGACUGUACAUCCUUGUAUUAUUGAAUCACUUUUGAACAUAUUGAAAACUAUACACUACGAAGUGCAAUAUGAAGGAAUCGAAUUUAUCAAGAUACUCAUGAACUAUAAUGUACGAAAAGCUUUGCUAGAAGGAUUAGUUGCACGCCUUAAUCCAUCAAUGGAUGACAUAAAGAAUCGACCUAAAAUUCUUGAUGAUGAACCCACAACAAUCCUUACAGAAUCCUUACCUUUGUUUGUACAGCAGGCUGCAGCAGCAAAAGUUAUGGGUAUACUCAUUCAAGAAUCUGCUGAAAUAGCUGAGGAAUUGCUGCAACUCAGAGUAGUGCAUCACCUCAUGAUUGCUAUGGGGAACCUGGAUCAUGCUGACAGCCAAAGGCAGGCUAGUUUAACAUUGGAACAGCUGAUUCGUACAUUUCCAGUUGUAGAAGAAAAUGUACGAAAAGCCAUGGGAGAAACACUUUAUGAAUUAUAUAUGAUAAAUCCAGAGAGUAUGUAUUUGAAUAUGGACUCGGUCCAAGCUGCAGUUUUGGUUGGCAACAAAAUCAAUAUUCCAGGAAUUGAAGAAGUACCAGAAUGAAUCCCAAGUUUUCAGUUGUAGCAUGACAAGAUUGAGCUCUUUUUUAAACCAAUGAAAAAGACCAAUGCAACAUUUUUAUGAAUUAAUUACAUUUUCGAGUAGAUUUCAGGUAGCCAGAACAAAAUGGCGUUUGAAUCAGUUCAAUGUCUCUCCCAUUCCAUCUUAAAGCAGUGGAAAUUCAUUCUAACCGUUAGUGAUGGAUUGUGCUUUUGUCUACCAUGGUGCUGCAGUUGAGCUGAUUUUAACAAUGUGUAUUUGUACCAUAGAUUUAAUACUAGCUCUGUACACCAACAGAACGACCAAAGUUCAAUAUCUUUUAAUUAUUUAUGAAACUUAUAUUCUCUAGUAUUUGUAUGAAUGCCUAUUAGAUAAAAUAUACAAAUGAAAUUUUUGGCAUCACUGUUAAUUUUCCCAUGGUUCCUGUCUUUCAACCUAUUAAAAAUAUUUAAAAAUGUGUAACUGUUGGUGGAUAUCGAUUCUCAACAUUACAAUUGUAAGAAAAUUACUUAAAGAAAAUAUUGCAUUCA